AUGGAAUCGACCAGCUCAUCAUCCCUGGGAAGUGUUCGUGUGAGACUGACUGUCCGGCUUGAAUUCCAGAGGGGUGACUACCACAUUGACGUCUGUAUCAAUGACUACCUGGAUGUUUUCUGCCCACACUAUGAGGACUCUGUCCCAGAAGAUAAGACUGAACGCUAUGUCCUCUACAUGGUGAACUUUGAUGGCUACAGUGCCUGCGACCACACUUCCAAAGGCUUCAAGAGAUGGGAGUGUAACCGGCCUCACUCUCCAAAUGGACCACUGAAGUUCUCGGAAAAAUUCCAGCUCUUCACUCCCUUCUCUCUCGGAUUUGAAUUCAGGCCAGGCCGAGAGUAUUUCUACAUCUCCUCUGCAAUCCCAGACAAUGGAAGGAGGUCCUGCCUAAAGCUCAAAGUCUUUGUGAGACCAACAAAUAGCUGUAUGAAAACUAUAGGUGUUCAUGAUCGUGUUUUCGAUGUUAACGACAAAGUAGAAAAUUCAUUAGAACCAGCAGAUGAUACCGUACAUGAGUCAGCCGAGCCAUCCCGCGGUGAGAACGCGGCACAAACACCAAGGAUACCCAGCCGCCUUUUGGCAAUCCUACUGUUCCUCCUGGCGAUGCUUUUGACAUUAUAGCACAGCCUCCUCUCGUCACCUGUCACAGAAAACAUCAGGGUCUUGGAACACCAGAGAUCCACCCAACUGCUCAUCCCAAGAAGGGACUUGUUAUUGGUUUUUUGGCAGAUGUCAGAAUUUUUGUUUUCUUUCCUUCAGCCUGAUUUCUAAGCAGCAACCUGGGGUUGUUGCGGGGGGCUAAACUAGCCGCUGCCCUCCUUCACCCCACCCUAUCCCCAGCCCUGGUCCUUGACUUCUCUCACCCCUUCCAAAUUCAAUGGACUCCAGAUGAAAAUGCCAAAUUGUCAUAGCGACACCAGUGGGUCUUCACCCCCUGUGCGUUCUCUAGAACUCACCUCUGUAAGCUCGGGGUGUCGACAGUAUGCAGACAAGGAAGAGUCGUGGUAGAUGGUGCCAGCAAUGGCCAGCCUGAGAGGGUGCCCCUCUCCUGCAGUACUUAUGCCUUCUCGUUCAGGACAGUAUGGUGGUUGUGUGGCACAUUAUGGUGGCAUUCGAGGUCCAGAGGGGCAAAGGAAUUCAGAAAAGACAUACUAGUCCAGCAUAUCCUCUAGGAGUGUAGAAGCAAGCAGGCUUCUCAAAGGCCCAGAUACAAGUUUUUGUUUUAUCAGCUAUGACUGUCUUAAGGCGUUCUUGCCGGCAAAACUCAAGCUGUGUCGAAGAAGCUUUUUCUCCCAGAAGGAGGGUUGGAUGCAGGGAUGGCAAUACAGAAGAUAUGUAUACUGAGAAAACUCAGUUGCUAGGGGUGUGAGUGCCUCAUCGUUUUAGUGAUCAGGCUGUGCACACCUGAUGAUUUUUUUUCCUUUGAAUACAGAUCACCAUGGUGCUACAACUUUUCUUUUUCUUUUUAGGAGUUCAAAGAGGCAUUUUUAUGAAUAAAGUGACCUUCCCCGAGGCUGACAAGCCAGGGUUGAUGAGUAGAGAGUGGAAUAGCUUUGACUGCCCCUCUGGGGACAAUAUGUACAAGGAAAGGAAGUCUGUGGCCAGAGGAGAUGCGAUUUGGCUUUGCUGGAGCUCCAGUGUGCUGUGGCCUUUCCCCAACUCCCACCCCGAUGCCCACAUUCUGCCCCCAUGAUCACAGGGGACUCAGACACAAACCCCUGUCACCAGGAGAGUCAGUCAGCACUACUUUGGAGGGCUAAAGGGAAAUUUGGAAUAAAAAUUCCAAAGUUUGGAAUAAAAAUUCAAGCGUUGAUUUUUAUAUUCUUUCCCUUUCUGACACAGCCUAAAGCGUAGGGGGAACAUGUGUUUAUCUGUGGGAGAUAAACAAGAUGGAGUCCCAAAGACUUUGACAAAAUAUUUUUUUAAAAAUCCACUAGAAUAGAAAAUACAUUAUUUAGAUAUACUUUAUGCUGAGAGUGAGUAUAUAUGCUUGUCCUAUUUAAACUUGUGAGAAAAAAGUGGUAUCCCUCAAUACAUUUAGAAACAUGGGGGUUAUCUUGUUUCACAGUAGGGUUGGGGCAGAAGGAGAAUGAACAAAGGAUGACCCUGUUUAACUGAACCUUAGCAUGGCCAAGGGGUGGUCCCAGCUGAUUACGGAAACACAGGCUGUGGGGUUUCUCCUGGUGGUGUAUCUUGAAUUUGAAAUCCCAAAGCCUAGGCAGGGGAAAUUGUCCGCCCAAUGGAAAGGUGAUCUAGCCCUGUUUUGCUAUUGCACGACAUCGGUAGAAGUCACGCCUUUGCAAACAAGCAAGUCAGUAAAUGCAAUGAUCACAAAAUAUGGGAAAUUGAAAGCAUUCCAGAAAAAAAGAAUGUUUUUAUAUAUUCGUUUUUAUGAUGUAUGUGUAAAAAAAAAAAAGAGGAGUUCAUGUGGUAGAUGGACUUCAUGAAUGGGAAAUUGCUUAGAAUUGUGAGUAGUUUCAAAUUAGAAACAUAUGUGAGUGGGAGGCAGCUGUGACCGUCCUGCACCCUAGAGAGUUGUACACACAUUUGGAAUGUGAGCUGGGCUUACCUGGUCCCUUUGGAGUGGAGACGACUGGAGUCUGCUCUCGCUUGAACCACGUGAGUGGGGUUGCCAGCCUCAAAGAUAUCGUCAGUCCUCCUCAUCCCACAUCAGAGGCUAAUCUGGAGUAGCAGAGUUUCAUUUCAGAGGCACCCACCGUUUCACUGAAACCAAACUUCAAAGCAUUGAAUUCCUUUACCUUUAUUUAUAUGCUCAACACUCUCAGUAAUAUCCAGAUAUACGCUUUUUAUUAAUAGUUACAGGUUUGUGGGUUAGUGGGAUUUCAGUAAGGGAACAAAAAAAAUCCCUUCUAAGAUGGAUCCAUAGAACCAAAAUAAUACUGCAUGUACUACAGUCAAGGAAAUCAAGUGAUCCUGUAAUAAUUCCAGUUAGUCCUAACGACAUUAGCAGUUCUAAUGUCAUCUUAGAAAUGGUGAAUUCUGUGGUUCUUCUAGCAUUUGUCUCUAACAAAUGGCGAAAUAAUUACUCAUGGCCCUCUCUGCCAUUGUCUUUCAUUUUCACUGUGCAAUUAGACCCUUUUGCUUCACUGUCAUGCCACCGCAGAUUAAGUUUAAAAAAAAAAAAAACAAAAAACAACAAAAAAAAAUACAACAGAACUAUCCACACCAGUAGACAAUUGCUUCUCUACCUGUAAGUGACAUAAUUGUAGCUAAUGCACUUGUGUGGAGUUUUCAAGACGAUUGGUGUCAGGCAGUUUUUAUCUUGUCCAAAAUGUGCUGGUGGCCUUUUGUGGUGUUUGCUACAACCCUCUGUGGGCUUAGGAUGUCGGGUGCAUCUUAGUGGUGGGUUUAAUUUAAAAGAAAAAAAACAAUUCAAAAGCAUGAAGGGAAGCCCUGGAGUCCCCAUCAGCCCCAUUUGGUCAAACCCCAGCGACCUUUGCCCCUGGUUGCCAAGGGCUUUGCAACAUGACGCAGGGAAUAAAGAUCUGUCUGUUUAGUGGAUACUGUGUAUCCUUUAAUAGACCAGGUAACAGUCCGUGUUAGUUUUAGACUAUUGUUUUGUACUGUACUUUCUUGGGUGGCAGAGGAAAGAAAAGUUAAAAUGUUAAAAAAAAAAAAACAAAAAAAUAACGCGUUCUUUAAUUCUGUAUUAUUAGCAACCUCUGUUGUAUAUAGUGUUUGAUAAUAAAGUAUUAAUUUGAUUCUUAUGUCUUUUGUAAGUGAGAACAAUAGACUUUCAGGAUACAAAACUUGCAUUGAGGCUUUGAAACAUCCAGUGUAUACAUGGCUGAGAAGUCACACGUGACUGGAACACUGCUCCAUACUGGACAUUGUCCACUCAGUCUUACAGCUCCAUCGUCUUGGGACCAGAAACAACAGCACUGCUCUGAUUCAUCCUUUGUCCUCAGUGUUUCCAAGGUCUGAUGUCAGGGCUCUGUGGUCCUGUCCCCCACCACAAGCAUAUGGUUUGAAAAGGCUUAGAGGACUCUGGUUCUGUACUUUGGUUUGGUUUUCUGUUUGUCAUUUCCCCCCAGGAAGUCUUGUCACUACCAAGUGCGGCUCAGACUCAGGAUGGUUGCAGACCAGUCCCUAGAGGAAGGCUCAGUGGGGCUGUUCCCUCUGUGUCCUUGUGAAAGGAAAAGCCACAGUACCUGUGGGCUUUCAGGGACUCUGUUUUUCUCCUGUGCCUUAGCAACGGCUGCAGCCAUUUUUAUUAGUUUCACAAAAUUAGGAAAAGUUUUAAACUCCUUCCCAUUCAUUGUUCUCAGAGUUGUGGUCACCAGCUUUUUCUUUGAAAACCACCUCCACCAACACCCCGUUUGCCUGCCCCCCCUCUUGCCUUCCUCCCACGUUCUGUUUUCCCCCCAGAGCCGUGAAUGGGCAGGUCUGUCUCUGGUUUGGCAUCACUGAGUUUUUCCCAUGCAUUGGCCCAGAGUUGCUCGGAUGUGAGACAAAUCUCCCUCCAAUGGACUCACUCCCAUUGUGUGUACAGUUUAAUAGAUGCUGGCAUGUUGGAGGUUACCCAUGAGUCAAAAUCCGUUUUCCAUGCUUACCCCUUGACACCCCAUUGAAGCCACUCAUUGUGUGUGCGUCUGGGUGUGAAGUCCAGCUCCAUGUGGCCCUGUGCUUGUAACCCUGCUUUGCAGUCCCGAGCACUUGCUCAUCGAGUGCUGUUUUGAAAUGCUUACAUUAUAUCAACGUAAAAGAAAAUGUAAAAAAAAAAAAAAACACACACACGCAAAUCCAUACAAUCUGUAUUUGUAUAUACACGUGUCCGAACAAG
Molecule: messenger RNA, 4807 nt
Organism: Cricetulus griseus (Chinese hamster)
Lineage: Eukaryota; Metazoa; Chordata; Mammalia; Rodentia; Cricetidae
Source: RefSeq, a predicted model, not a curated record